AUGUUCGCAAGAUCGCUAUCCAUCAUCAGUCUACUGUCCAUCAUCUCCCUGCGCUCAGUAUCAGCUCUAGAUUACUCGGAGACGUACGUGGGAUGCGUGACCGGCACAGGAACCAGCGGUGCGUUGGCUAGCCCCGAAGUGAACACUAUAUCCGACUGCAAUUAUGCAUGUGCGGAUGCCGGGUAUACAUAUGCGUACUUUCAAUAUCAAUCUGCUGGGUCAUAUUGUUCAUGUAAGAACGUUGGUCCUGCAGCGAGUGAGAUCACUCCGGCAGUCAGUGGUAAUACGAACUGUGGGGGAGCUGCGGCCUCUGUAAAUGCUUUAGCGACUGAUUAUUAUUACAAUAACUGUUACAACUCACCGACCGCGGAAGAUACCACCUCUCAAUCGACUUUCGAGGCAUGUUUCGAGAGAUGUACGACUUACACCAACGCCUUUGUUAGUCCCGCAGGAAACGUAUAUUCUUGUGUAUGCUCCAACACCGCUUCAACCGGCACAAAUCAAAAUUGUGGUGUUUCCGGAACGUAUUUUGCUUAUGCCCACACAGCUACUUCAUCACCCAGUAUUGUCGAGAGAAGACGAAGGAAGUUGGAGAAAAUGAAGAGGGAUGAGCAAUUACGAUUGAAUAGGUUCUGCCCAGGUGAAACACAGGCUUGUAACGUACCAGGUUCGGAGGGUUCUUUCGAGUGCAUCGAUACUGCUUCGGAAUUAGAAUCAUGUGGUGGAUGUUUGUAUGGCUCUUACACCAACUCCACAGCUUCAGCUGGUGUCGACUGCUCCAUCAUUCCCGGUGCUGCUUUCGGCGGUGCCACCUGCGCAAAUGGUCGAUGUGAGAUUUCAGCUUGUCGAGAAGGGUUCCAACUCGUCGAUGGGGAAUGUCAAUAG
Kwoniella botswanensis is the source of this 885-nucleotide messenger RNA. RefSeq lists its product as uncharacterized. The record is from RefSeq and is a predicted model, not a curated record. Bases 1 to 885 code for a protein of 294 amino acids. The transcript has 5 exons. Lineage: Eukaryota; Fungi; Basidiomycota; Tremellomycetes; Tremellales; Cryptococcaceae.